This is a messenger RNA of Nasonia vitripennis (jewel wasp), 1203 nucleotides long. RefSeq names its product gustatory receptor 8 (gene Gr8). NCBI's taxonomy places the organism in Eukaryota, Metazoa, Arthropoda, Insecta, Hymenoptera, Pteromalidae. The record is from RefSeq and is marked inferred. The transcript is spliced from 3 exons. Gene Ontology annotation, biological process: sensory perception of taste. Gene Ontology annotation, cellular component: axon; membrane; dendrite. Bases 1 to 1203 code for a protein of 400 amino acids.
AUGAAAUUAAAAUUUUGUAAAAAUCUCACAUUUGUACAGAUAACAAACAUUUACCAAUUAAUGAGACCAUAUUUUUUUCUAUACAAAUUGUAUGGAUUGUUUCCUUAUAAAAUAAGUAAAAAUCAAAUUCAUUCAUCAAAAAUAGGAUUAUGUCAUACAUUCUUUGUUGCCAUGAGUUGUAUUGUAUAUUUUGUUAUUGCGAUGUAUCAGUGUUUCUAUUCCCUAGAUAUAGUAUUUGAUACAACAGAAAGUCUUAUGCAGUUUACAUCGUAUUUUAUGCUAGGAACAUUUAUUGCUGUAUAUUCGUGUGCAUCCAAUAAAUAUAAAUUUUUGCUUCUGAAAAAAUUAAUUUUAUUAUCAUCUAUGCUAUCUGAGAAAGAAUUUUUCGAAGUUGCAAAAGUUAUUUAUUUUAAAGAUAUAAUUGGUUAUAUAUUUUUAAUGGGACAAAUAUUUAAUAUUGCUUCUGAGGAUUUAACAGCGCAAAAUAUAUCGAAAAUGUUCGCAUUACAUAUAACAAUGAUUGUAUUUUUGAUGGACAUGCAGUAUAGUAACUUUGUAUUUUUAUUAAAAAGUUGUUUAAAAAAUGUGAACAAUAAUUUACAACUGCUAACAAAAAGUUAUGAGGGUUGUGAAAUUAUUAGUUGUAAUAAAUCCAUGCAGCUAUUGCAGUUUAAUAAUUUACAGCUAAUAAAAUUACGUAAAUUACAACAUAAUCAUCACCAUGUUAGUUGCGUUAUAAAGGAGCUAAACACCGUUUUUACCCUUCAAAUUAUUGCUACUGUUCUAAUGACUUUUGCAGAAGUUACAUUUGGUUUGUAUUUUUUCAUAUUACAUAUUCAAGGCAAAAAGGGUAUUGACCUUGAUAAACAACUUUGGUUUAAUUACUUCAUAACAUCUGUAACUUACUAUUCCUUAAAAAUGGCUGUAAUGGUAUGGAUUUGCCAAGAAACAAAGAACGAAUCACUAAAAACAGGCAUAAUUGUCCACGAUGUUAUACUCAAUAAUAACAAUGAACAAUUAAAAUCAGAGCUAAGUCUCUUUUCAUUACAACUGCUACAAUGCAAUAACGAAUUUACGUCCAAGUGUAUUGUUAUGAAUGCAAAUCUCAUAAGUGGGGUUGUUAGUGGAAUAGCAACUUAUUUAUUAAUACUGAUUCAGUUUUUGAAUACAAAGAAAAGUACCUCAAAAAAUAACGAACAAUGA